Messenger RNA from Poecile atricapillus (Black-capped chickadee), 1168 nucleotides. RefSeq names its product NPC intracellular cholesterol transporter 2 (gene NPC2). The record is from RefSeq and is a predicted model, not a curated record. Gene Ontology annotation, biological process: intracellular cholesterol transport; cholesterol efflux. Bases 16 to 708 code for a protein of 230 amino acids. The transcript is spliced from 5 exons. Gene Ontology annotation, molecular function: cholesterol binding. NCBI's taxonomy places the organism in Eukaryota, Metazoa, Chordata, Aves, Passeriformes, Paridae.
GAGGCGGCGGCUGGCAUGACGGCGGCCGGCAGCGGCUCGGCGGCCCCGCCGCGGCCUGUGGCCGGGUGGGCUCCCGGCGGCCCUGCGGCGGGCCCGGCCGUGGGGAGCGGCGGGAGCGGCGGAGCCCCGGCCGGUGCCGGAGUGCGGCAGAGCGGGGACACCGCGCGGGGCCGGCGGGGAGCCCCGGCCGCGGCCGGACCGCGCUUCACCUCCGCGGCCGCAGAGCCGCGCUCGCCCGCUGCUGCCGCCGCCGCCAUGGUGCCGUCCCCGCUCGCCCUGCUCCUGGCGCUGAGCGCCGCCGCCACCGCCCUGGCUGAGCCCCUCCGCUUCGUUGACUGCGGUUCCAUAGACGGCAGCAUCCAGGAGGUGAACGUGAGCCCCUGCCCCACUCAGCCCUGCCUGCUCCACAAGGGGACAUCCUACAGCAUCAACGUCACUUUUGCUAGCAAGAUCGAGAGCCAAGGCAGUAAAGCAAGGGUGUACGGGGAGAUGCUGCAUGUGGACAUACCCUUCCCUAUUCCUGAGCCUGAUGGAUGCAAGUCCGGGAUCCAGUGCCCCAUUCAGAAGGGGCAUUCCUACAGCUACCUGAAUAAACUCCCUGUGAAGAGCGAGUACCCCAGUAUUAAACUGAUUGUGAAAUGGGAGCUGGUAGAUGACCAGGACCAGAUGUUGUUCUGCUGGAAGAUACCAGUGCAGAUUACCAGCUGAGGAGCCCCACCAUUAGUAGGGCUUGGGGAGGGGAAAAACAAACAACACAGGCCAAAUUCUUUUAUAUAAUAAACAUUUCUUACUGCUUCCUUCAGAGCUCUGCAGCCUCUGAAAAGCCAGAACUGUGUUCCUUGCAAGAUCAGCCCCUGGCAGAGUGCUCUUACUGUGUUUAGGUGACACCCCUGGGGUGUUCUCCUAGUAGCUCAAAGGGCAGCAGUGUCUGCUGCAGGAGUGACUGAGCAUCACCCUCCAGCCGCUCUGUGGAGGCACUUUAUCUGUUAGACAUGGAGCUGUCUGUCCUCACAAAGGAAUUUCUCAGCGAUGAAUCUGGCUAUUGUCUGAGCUGCUACCUGGUAACCCUUCAGUGCCUCUUCUAGAAUGCCAGCUGCAUCCACCCUCUUGUGUUUCUCCUGCUCUGUUGUGAUCGGGAUGCCCUUGGGACCUGCAUUUGCUAUCCAUG